Molecule: messenger RNA, 1557 nt
Organism: Aspergillus calidoustus
Lineage: Eukaryota; Fungi; Ascomycota; Eurotiomycetes; Eurotiales; Aspergillaceae
Source: the annotation of a GenBank genome assembly
AUGAAACAACUCAAGCUUCUUAUAAUUGGAGCCGGAUCGCGAGGAAAUGCCUACGCCCGCGCAAUCACCGCAUCACCCAAAGCCUCCGUCUACGCCGUCGCAGAGCCAGACCCUUACAAGCGGCAGCUUUUCGGGCAGCGAUAUAUCUGGGGUAGUGCUGAUGUUGGGAAGCCAAAGCAUGGGCAAGAGUUCGCGGGUUGGUGCGAAUGGAUUGACUUCGAGAAGGAUAGACGACUUUUGUCCGGUGUACGAUAUGCUGAUGAAGUUGAAAACGAAGGAGUAGACGGCCUCCUCAUCUGCACGCUGGACGAAACACACAUUGAGAUCUUAACUGCUAUUGCCGAAGCCGGUUUACGGGACAUCCAUGUUUUGUGCGAGAAACCGCUUGCUCUGUCUGUGACGGAUUGCUUAAGUGUUUAUGCGGCCAGGAAAGACGCAGCCUCAAUCUUCUCUAUUGGUCAUGUGCUUCGGUAUAGUCCACACAAUCUGCUUUUGCGGCGACUGAUUCGGGAAGAGAAGGUCAUUGGUGAUGUCGUAUCGAUUGAGCAUACGGAGCCUGUUGGGUUCUGGCAUUUUGCGCAUAGUUAUGUGCGUGGGAAUUGGAGGAGAGCUACGCCCGGUGGUGAUGGGUCGUUGCUUACGAAGUCGUGCCAUGAUCUAGACUUUAUACUCUGGUUGCUUGAACAAGAUGAUGAUGGUGCAAAUUCGCUGCGAACAAUAUCUUCAUCGGGUCAUCUUACUCAGUUCCAGCGUGGCCGAAAACCUCCGGCCGCCGGGACAGCGACCAAUUGUCUUUCCUGCCCGAUAGAGAAAGACUGUAUCUACAGUGCUGUGCGGAUAUAUCGUGAUCAGCAUCUUGCAAAGGGAAAGCGCGGAUGGCCCGUCAAGAUUGUCUGUCAAGAUAUAGAAGAGUUCUAUAAUAUUGGCCCUGCUGCAGCUGGAGAGCAUCUUCUAGAUUGCCUACGCGAGAACUAUGACUCCUCAUCGUGCACUUCAGAAGAGGUAGCCUCUCGCCCAUGGUAUGGUCGGUGUGUCUGGGAAUGCGACAAUAACGUGUGCGAUGACCAAGUCGUCACCCUUACCUGGAAUGAAAAUGCGCUCUCGAGCGGUAGUGUUGGAGGGAGGACAGCUACAUUUCAUAUGGUUGCGCAUACCGCAGAGAGGACUGAUCGCCGAGGACGUAUCUAUGGAACCCACGGUGAGAUCACAUAUGACACCAAGACAAUCAUGAUUUAUUCGUUUGAGACACGCCAGAAAAGUGUCAUUGAGGUGCCUAAGAUGCCCCCGGAGGAAGAGCAAGCGCAUGGUGGAGGUGACCAUGGGUUGGCGAGGGCGUUUAUUGAUGCUGUGGAUGCAGUCGUCAACCAUGAAUGGGAAGUCGAGAAAGCUCAGAUGCAGUUUGUGGGUUGUUCAUUGAAAAACAUUGUGCGGGCUCAUGCUGUAGUGCUUGCAGCUGAAGAGGCAAGAACGGAGGAGAAGCUUGUGAAGUGGAAAGAGUGGUGGGACGGUCAGCUGGAGGGUAAGCUUGAGGGGCCCAGGAAGCAGCAAUUGCAGUGA